Brassica rapa (field mustard) is the source of this 1089-nucleotide messenger RNA. RefSeq lists its product as uncharacterized. Lineage: Eukaryota; Viridiplantae; Streptophyta; Magnoliopsida; Brassicales; Brassicaceae. The record is from RefSeq and is a predicted model, not a curated record.
AUGGUCCAUCUGAAGCGGUUAGAGGAUUUGGUUUCUGCCACUAAAGCUAAUGGAGUCCCCGAGGACUACCUUUUCUGCAAGCUCUUCAAGUACUCACUGGCUCGAGAAGCUUUGCACUGGCUAAAGCAGUUACCACCAAGAUCUCUCACAUCCUGGGCCGACAUCAAGAAUGCGUUCCUGCGCAAUUUCUUUGAUGAAUCACUAGCGGAGGAGUUAAGGAGCAAGAUUGCUACAUUCACUCAGGAGCCUCCAAAGUCUUUCAGAAGCACCUGGAUCAGAUUCAAGUCCUAUCAGAGAAACUGUCCACACCAUGGAUUCAACGAAGUGCAGCUGCUCAGCACUUUCUUCAAAGGCAUCGCGCUGGCAUAUCAGAUGGCUCUAGAGACAACUAAUGAAGAGAAUUUCAAUACUGGAAAUCCAGAAGAGGUUGUGAGACUGAUUGAUAACUUGGCAUCUAGCAAUAGCACUAAGAACACUGAUUUUGAGAGAAGAAAAUUGGCCACUUUAGGAAAGGAGGAGUUGGACGAUGUUCAAGCUAAGCUGGAUAGUGUUCACAAGCUUCUUAAGAAGCAAGUUAGCUUUUCAGAAGAUAUGGAAGGUGUAGAGAUAAACGGUGAUGGAGAUCUGGAAGAAAAUGUGAACUUCAUCAGUUGUACAGGUUUUCCGAAUCAGAAGCCUUGGAAUCAGAAGCAUGGGAAUCAAAAUGGAUACAGAAACUGCUAUGGGAAUAUACAGAGGAGUAACUUCAACCAUAAUUCACAGUUCGAGAAACCAUACAACAACAACAACAGGAGCUAUGGAAAUUCGUCCUAUCAGAAUGUGUCACUACAGACUAGAGAGAGCAAGAUAGAAGCAAUGAUUGAUCAAGUUCUUGAGGGUCAGCAGAAGCUUAUGGUGAAUUUCAAUGGGAAGAUAGAUGUUGUCUACACUGAGCUGAAUGCAAAGUUUGAGACUUUGAACACACAUGUGAAGAAGUUAGAGACACAAGUGGUUCAGACAAGAGAAGCUGUUAAGAAGCAAGAAACUUUCAUCAAGGGUAAUGAAGCACUGAAGUACCACGUGAAUGCUAUCAUAGAAGAUGAUUUCUAG